This is a messenger RNA of Xylona heveae TC161, 880 nucleotides long. Its product is annotated as S-adenosyl-L-methionine dependent methyltransferase. NCBI's taxonomy places the organism in Eukaryota, Fungi, Ascomycota, Xylonomycetes, Xylonales, Xylonaceae. The record is from RefSeq and is a predicted model, not a curated record. The transcript has a single exon. Gene Ontology annotation, molecular function: methyltransferase activity. Bases 56 to 754 code for a protein of 232 amino acids.
UAUCAUAAAUCAUUACUUCGCCGGUCUUUCGUUUCCUCGGGCCAAAAUCCUCGACAUGGAUCAGAAACUCGCUGGGGUGCAAACUUCUGCCGCGGCCAAGCGUGGUGCUGCCUGCUAUGAGUCGUGGAUCAUGUAUAUCUACGACUUCUUCGUUUUGGGGUUUAUCAACAGCUUUGCCUGGCGUUGCCCAACCAACAAGCACCUCUUGCCGUUAUUCAAAAAUAAUAUUCGUACCACCCACCUCGAUAUCGGUGUCGGCACCGGCUAUUAUCUGAAAAACUCCAAUGUCGCCCCCUCAGUCCAGUUGACUCUCUCCGACCUGAGCCCAAAUGCUAUUCGCGUGGCAAAGCUUCGAUCUGGACGUCACGAUGCUACAGAAAUACUCUGGGACGUGACUCAGCCUUUCCCGCUUUCCGAGGGAAAGUAUGACAAGUUUGAUUCGGUUUCCAUGUUCUAUGUUCUCCACUGCGUGCCUGGGCCGGUAAAGAACAAGGUCGUUGUGUUUGAGAAUUUGAAAAGUUGUAUGACCGUGGAUGGCGUUUUGACUGGGGCCACCGUCUUGGGAAAAGGUAUCGAGGACAAUUUCCUGGGCAGACGUAUCCGCGCUCAUUGCGUGGCCAACGGAGUGUUUGACAAUGUGGACGAUGAUGCAGAGACGUUUAUUAAUGCUCUGCGCAGUAACUUUCAUGAAGUCGAGGUGGAGCUUAUUGGGGUAUCUUUAGUUUUCAAAGCCAUGAGACCCAGGUCGGACUGAGAGUUCAAUCUUACAUUUCAGUAUAUCAGGAGCCUCAAAGGUCCCAUUUGUAUGGACGUUCAGAUUUGUGUAUAGGAUUCCUGCCAAUUAAGUAGACACAAUAGGCAAGCUAGUGGAGUGUGGGAU